Molecule: messenger RNA, 1421 nt
Organism: Belonocnema kinseyi
Lineage: Eukaryota; Metazoa; Arthropoda; Insecta; Hymenoptera; Cynipidae
Gene: Rpn9
Product: 26S proteasome non-ATPase regulatory subunit 13
Exons: 5
Coding region: 29-1186 (385 amino acids)
Biological process (GO): ubiquitin-dependent protein catabolic process
Cellular component (GO): cytosol; proteasome regulatory particle, lid subcomplex; nucleus
Molecular function (GO): structural molecule activity
Source: RefSeq, a predicted model, not a curated record
GUUUUUUCUUCGGGUCAUUGUUGAAAAAAUGGCGGCGACAGUGUCACCAAAAGACGUCGGCACCUUUUUAAGUCAAAAACAAAAUGUAUCGGACAAGGAACAGGCAGCGGAGUGGGCACAGUUGGAGGAACUUUACAACAAAAGACUUUGGCAUCAGCUAACGCUAAAAUUGGAGACUUUUGUGAAACAUCCAGCCUUGCAGAAAGGAGAUAAUCUUGUGCAACUAUAUAAUAAUUUCUUGUCGACUUUUGAAAAUAAGAUAAAUCCAUUGUCACUAGUAGAAAUUUUAGUCCAUGUAAUUGCACAGUUUCAAGAUAAGCAAGAGGCGAUAACAUUCUUGGAAAAAACUGAGCCUAAAGUAAAAAGUAACAAUGAAGCUCUGGCCCUCUGCAAAGUCUUGGCAGGGCAGAUUUUACUCGACAUGCUCAACGACCAAGAGAAAACGAAGAAGAUCAUCGACGAUGUCGAAGUUAUGCUGGAUAAUGCGGACGGAAUAACAACUGUUCACGGCAGAUUUUACCUCUUAGCCAGUCGACUCUAUCGAUUACAAGGAAAGCACGCAGAUUACUAUCGCACUGCUUUAAGGUAUUUGGGCUGCAUCGAGCUGGAUGAAUUAGCCAAACAAGAACAAGAGCAACAUGCCUUUUUCCUCGGUCUUGCUGCUCUCUUGGGGGAGGGUGUAUAUAAUCUCGGAGAAUUAUUGGCGCAUCCUAUCUUGGAAUCAUUGAAGGGAACCGCAAAUGCUUGGCUUGUUGAGGUACUUCAGGCCUUCAAUGCAGGAGACAUUGCCGCUUUGGAAAAGUUGAAACCACAGUGGAGCAAAGUCGCUGAUCUGGCGGCUCAGGAAUUGAAAUUGAGGCAAAAAAUUUCACUUCUAUGUCUCAUGGAAAUGACCUUUAAACGACAAUCAAACAAUCGGCAAUUGACUUUCGGUGAAAUCUCGCAGGAGACUCGCUUACCGAUUGGGGAAGUCGAACUUUUAGUUAUGAAAGCGCUGGCGCAAGGUUUAGUUCAAGGAGAAAUUGACCAAGUCGCAGGAAUAGUGAACAUGACCUGGGUUCAACCUCGAGUUUUGGAUCGUACUCAAAUUUCAGGCAUGAUUGAACGUCUCGAGGGUUGGUGCAAGGACGUCAAUUCCAUGGAAGGCCUCCUGGAAACUCGAGCUAGUGAAAUACUCACGCUUUAAAAAAAGUGCCCUCAGUGGAAUUCUGUCUCUUCGUUAAUAUUAGUUUUUCAUUUACUUCCGUAACAUUUUCUUUGAUGCAUUAGUAUGAAUGAAACGGCGGUACUUUUCGAGCCCACGUAAAUAUUCAAGUACUGCUUGUUAGUGAAUGAAUGAGUUAAUACAUAAAUGCUGAUUUAUAAUGGAUUAUACAGUUUGUCACACGAUAAUCUCUUAAUAAAAUUUUCAACGGAAUUCA